AUGGAAGCAGCCAUAACUGGUGACGCCGUAUCUAUGAAGCACCUGGCUUUACACGAUCCGGACAUUCUGCUUGGCACCACUCCUCAGGGGAACACCUGCCUCCACAUCGCUUCCGUCCAUGGCCACGAGGUGUUCUGCGAGGCCGUGCUGGCUCUGAACCCGUCACUCCUCGCUGGCAGCAUCAAUGCAGACGGCGAGACGCCGCUUCACAGCGCCGUGACAAACGGACGUGUUUCUGUAACCUCUGUUUUACUCGUGUGCUGCCGCGAUCAGCAGCUGGACGAGGCGAUCUUGAAGCAAGACAAGAACGGAUUCAACGCACUGCACAACGCCAUCCGUAGCGGAUACAGGAAGCUCGCGCUCGAACUGAUUGAAGCAGAGCCUGCCUUGUCGCGCGCUGUGAACAAGCACAACGACUCACCCAUGUUCAUGGCAGUGAUGAGAGAUUAUGCUGAUGUCUUCGAGAAACUGUUGGAGAUUCCUGAUUCAGCUCAUGUGGGACCCAACGGCUGGAAUGCUCUGCAUGCUGCCGUGAGAAAUGGUAACUCUGGGUAUUUAGUCAACUCAGUGAGUGCCCCUCUUCUUAAUGCUGCUGCACAACGAGGACAUGUUGGUGUUGCUCGAGAGCUUCUUAAACAUUGUCCAGAUGCUCCCUAUUGCGAUAAAAAUGGCUGGACAUGUCUGCACAAGGCUGUAGACUAUGAAAAGACGGAGUUCGUAGAAUUUGUACUCGGUUCGCCACAGCUUGGUAAGCUCAUUAACAUGCAAAAUUCAGUCGGAGAUACUGCUCUGUCUAUGGCAGUCCUGAAGUGCAAUCCGAAGAUGGUCGCCUCUUUACUGCAUCACCAAGAUACGGACGUCACAGUGGUUAACAACGGAGGUGUCCCAGUAAAGGGGAAUUUAUAUGGUGCCACUGAUCAUGCCAAGACUUUAAACUGGAAUGAAAUAUCCAUGCUUUUGUUGAAAGCUGAUCCUCAAGAGGCAGGAUCUAUUUAUAAUCUCCACAAGGAUGCCAAGGAUGAAAUGACAAACUUAUCAAGAACGGAUAUCAAGUCACUGACUCAAACGUACACAGGCAACACUUCCUUAGUGGCAAUCCUCCUCGCGACAAUUACCUUUGCUGCUGCUUUUACUUUGCCAGGAGGUUACAGCAGUGAUGCCGGAAGCCAGGGACUUCCCAUUAUGGUCAGGAAGGCUGCGUUUCAAGCAUUCUUGAUCUCUGACACCUUAGCAAUGUGCGCUUCACUUGCUGUGGCUUUCAUAUGCAUCAUAGCAAAGUGGGAGGAUCUUGAGUUCUUGCUUUACUACAGAUCUUUUACAAAGAAGCUUAUGUGGUUUGCGUACGUGGCAACUACCACAGCAUUCGCAACUGGUUUAUACACAGUUCUGGCCCCUCGUCUCCUCUGGUUGUCUGUUACGGUUUGCGUUCUGACAGGUUUAUUGCCCAUCCUUACUAAACUUCUAGGUGAAUGGCCCAUCUUAAAACUGAGAUUUCGGCUGGGUCGGAAAUUCAAGUCUGAGCUCCUUGAUAUGGUCUAA
Miscanthus lutarioriparius is the source of this 1539-nucleotide messenger RNA. Lineage: Eukaryota; Viridiplantae; Streptophyta; Magnoliopsida; Poales; Poaceae. The record is from the annotation of a GenBank genome assembly.